Molecule: messenger RNA, 4737 nt
Organism: Tupaia belangeri chinensis (Chinese tree shrew)
Lineage: Eukaryota; Metazoa; Chordata; Mammalia; Scandentia; Tupaiidae
Gene: EXOC6B
Product: exocyst complex component 6B
Exons: 23
Coding region: 141-2588 (815 amino acids)
Biological process (GO): exocytosis; Golgi to plasma membrane transport; intracellular protein transport
Cellular component (GO): membrane; exocyst
Source: RefSeq, a predicted model, not a curated record
GUGGCGAGCCUGAGGGAGGGGUCGUCCUGCGGGUGGCUGGAGGCUGGGGCUGCGGUGGAGCCUAGGGUGAGAGAGAGUGUGAGGGAGCGAAAGGUGAGCCGGGCUGCAGGAGGGGACGCGCUGCCGGGCGCCCCCAGUCUAUGGAUCGCGGUAAGAUGGCGGAGGCGGAGAGCCUGGAGACAGCCGCGGAGCACGAGCGGAUCCUGCGAGAGAUCGAGAGCACAGACACGGCCUGCAUCGGGCCCACGCUCAGGUCUGUCUACGAUGGUGAGGAACAUGGGCGGUUCAUGGAGAAACUUGAAACUCGCAUCCGCAAUCAUGACCGAGAAAUCGAGAAAAUGUGCAACUUUCAUUACCAGGGCUUUGUGGACUCCAUAACCGAACUGCUGAAAGUGAGAGGAGAAGCCCAAAAACUCAAAAACCAAGUGACGGAUACUAAUAGAAAACUACAACAUGAAGGAAAGGAACUGGUAAUAGCAAUGGAAGAGCUGAAGCAGUGUCGACUACAACAGAGAAAUAUUUCUGCCACUGUUGAUAAAUUAAUGCUGUGUCUUCCAGUCCUAGAGAUGUACAGCAAACUGAGGGACCAGAUGAAAACUAAAAGGCAUUAUCCUGCGCUGAAAACGCUGGAACAUCUAGAACAUACCUAUCUGCCUCAAGUAAGCCACUAUCGAUUUUGCAAGGUGAUGGUGGACAACAUCCCUAAGCUUCGAGAAGAAAUAAAGGAUGUUUCUAUGUCUGAUCUCAAAGACUUUCUGGAGAGCAUCCGCAAACAUUCAGACAAAAUUGGAGAGACUGCCAUGAAGCAAGCCCAACAACAAAGAAACCUGGAUAACAUCGUCUUGCAACACCCCAGAAUAGGUAGCAAGAGAAAAUCUAAGAAAGAUGCAUACACAGUCUUUGAUACAGAGAUAGAAAGCACUAGUCCCAAGUCUGAACAGGAUUCUGGAAUUCUGGAUGUUGAAGAUGAGGAAGAUGAUGAAGAGGUACCUGGGGCCCAAGAUUUGGUGGAUUUUUCUCCUGUUUAUCGAUGUCUACACAUAUAUUCAGUUCUGGGUGCCCGGGAAACAUUUGAGAACUACUACCGAAAGCAGAGGCGAAAACAGGCUCGUUUGGUUCUCCAGCCUCCAUCCAACAUGCAUGAAACUUUAGACGGAUACAGGAAGUAUUUCAAUCAAAUUGUAGGCUUUUUUGUGGUUGAAGAUCACAUUUUACAUACAACCCAGGGCUUGGUAAAUAGAGCCUACAUUGAUGAACUGUGGGAAAUGGCACUUUCAAAAACCAUCGCAGCACUCCGUACCCACUCGUCUUACUGCUCUGAUCCAAACCUUGUAUUAGAUUUGAAGAACCUCAUUGUGCUUUUUGCUGACACACUUCAGGUGUAUGGUUUUCCUGUGAAUCAGCUUUUUGACAUGCUAUUAGAAAUUAGAGACCAGUAUAGUGAAACUCUGCUAAAGAAAUGGGCAGGAAUUUUCAGAAACAUACUUGAUUCUGACAACUAUAGUCCCAUACCAGUAACAAGUGAAGAAAUGUAUAAAAAGGUGGUAGGACAAUUCCCAUUCCAAGACCUCGAGCUGGAAAAACAACCAUUUCCAAAAAAGUUUCCUUUCUCUGAAUUUGUGCCAAAAGUUUACAACCAAAUUAAAGAAUUUAUCUACGCCUGUUUGAAGUUUUCAGAAGAUCUUCAUCUAAGCUCAACUGAAGUCGAUGACAUGAUUAGAAAAUCUACAAACCUAUUGCUAACCAGGACUCUGAGCAACUCUCUGCAGAAUGUCAUUAAAAGGAAGAAUAUUGGGCUUACUGAGCUUGUCCAGAUUAUUAUCAAUACAACACACCUGGAGAAAUCCUGUAAAUACUUGGAAGAAUUCAUCACCAAUAUCACAAAUGUGCUUCCAGAGACAGUGCACACCACCAAGCUCUAUGGUACAACAACUUUUAAGGAUGCUAGGCAUGCAGCUGAAGAAGAGAUUUAUACCAACUUAAACCAGAAGAUUGACCAGUUUCUACAGCUUGCAGACUAUGACUGGAUGACAGGAGAUUUGGGCAACAAAGCUAGUGAUUACCUAGUGGACCUCAUUGCCUUUCUGCGUAGCACCUUUGCUGUAUUUACACACCUUCCUGGGAAGGUGGCCCAAACAGCAUGUAUGUCAGCUUGCAAACAUUUAGCCACUUCCUUGAUGCAACUUUUGCUGGAAGCUGAAGUAAGGCAGCUCACCUUGGGAGCAUUGCAGCAGUUCAACUUGGAUGUCAGAGAAUGUGAACAGUUUGCCAGAUCCGGCCCGGUGCCUGGGUUCCAGGAGGACACGCUGCAGUUGGCCUUCAUCGACUUGAGACAACUCUUGGAUCUCUUCAUCCAGUGGGAUUGGUCAACCUACCUUGCUGACUAUGGUCAACCCAACUGCAAGUACCUCCGGGUAAACCCAGUGACAGCUCUGACCCUGCUGGAGAAGAUAUCUAGAGAGAUGAAGGACACUAGUCGCAAGAACAACAUGUUUGCACAGUUUCGGAAAAAUGAGCGGGACAAGCAGAAAUUGAUCGACACUGUGGCCAAGCAGCUCCGAGGACUCAUCAGCAGCCACCACUCAUGAAGGCUGGCCUGGGUGUCCAGAGGCUGCUGCUGCAGCCCCAUAGCCUGGGGUUCGGCCCUGGCUGGCCCUGCAUCUGCGCAUUCUUCUUCAAAGAGAGCAUAUGUAUUUUUGUAUUAACCCUGUACAGUAUUCACAUAACCUUUCCCUAUAGUGAAAGAGGCACAAGAAUAAUCACGUGCAUGAAACGUUGCCAGGCUGGGACUCAGGAGAAGGUGCUACCACACUAGCUACGUUAUCCUAGAGCUGGUGGUAUUGUCAAUCCCACUGGUUUGAACCUCUCAUCCAUGGCUCUAGAUCUUGGUCUGGGACUCAGAACAAAGUGGGUGCUUGGCAGCGGGGGGGUAAAGUGAGUAAGGAUGUGAGCAAGGGAAAGGAUGUCCUGUUCACUCUUGUGCACCCCAUUCACCACAUAGAUGAGGCUGAUUCUUCUUGGCACAAGGAAAGAGCCCCGCAGAUGUUGCUGUGUAGUACCUCAAACAGCUUCAUUCCAGAUCCCCAAGGAUGGCAGUUUCUUAACUGAGAUCUGACCCUCAGCUUUUACUGCUAUUUUCUUGGGGCAAGACAGAGUUGAAUAGGCAGUCGUAACAACUGGACCCAAUGAUGAACUACAGGUUGCUCCCACACUAGGAGUGUUGAGUCUCAGCAGAGGAGUUUUCUGGACCUUGAAAGCCAGUCUGAAUGGAAUCAGAGUCCCAGUCCCUUUUCCAUUCAUCUCAUUUUCUUGCUUCACAGUCAGAGCACUUGGUUCAGGGCUUCCGUCGACAGUUAUUUCUGCAGGUCCUCAUAGAGCCUCGGACUUUGGCUCCUCCUACAAUGUCAUUGAGAGAGGUUAGAUCUCAGAAUUCUGAAUAUGGCCUUUACUUGGUCCUUAGGUAAAAACUGAGGGUUACUUGGCAUUGUUCCUUCUUGUUUGCAAACCAGCUUUCUGAUCUCCAUCAUUAAGGGAAACGUCACCAGCUUUGGCCUGUGGGGGCAACCAUAGCUAGACUGAAGACCACUCAGGAUGGAGCCACAGUCACCAUGAAGUAGACAGGGCCAACCAUGCCUAGUGGCUUAUUGCCUCUGGCCUGUCUGUCCCUCACUAAUUUAUGCCCUGCAUGUGAAGUUCUUCUUGCCCAAGCCCAAGGCUGCAUCCUCCUUAGAAAUCUUCAAAACCAUCUUUCAGCCUCAGUUGAGAAAGAUUAUAUGUAAUCCUGUCCCCAAACUCUAGAACCAGGGCCAGCUUAGCUGGGCGGCUGGUUCCUUCAUCCCAGCUGAGCUUCUGAGGCAUACUGCAAGGGCUUUGCUGUGAGGUCAGUCAGAGGAGCCUGCACUUUAAGGUACUUCAGGAAGAUGCUCCUACGGUUACUGGCAAGAGUAUAAUUGGGCAUCACCAAACAAUGACAAAUAAGCCACACAGGCAUUUCCAGCUUGGAUUAGUGGGAGGAGAGGCUCAUCAAACAGAAUUCUUUUCCACCUUUGUCAGCUACCGAGUUGCUUCUGGGUAAGGCAGUACUUCCUUUUUUGUUCCCCACUCCCUGCCCUUAUCAUAUCCUACCACAUCUUGAAAACCAUGGGGAAGCGAUUAUGUACACCGAUUAUGUACACCGACAUACUGCCUCCCCCAUAGCUGGAGAGACCAGCUGCACGUGAGCUCUGCAGAGGCCUGCUGAGGCUCAUAUGAGGCUGGGUGGUUGGCCCAGAGGAUGAGCAUCAGGAGUAAACCUUGUCACCCAAACUUGAUAAACGGAAAGAAGGCAGUAGCCUGUGGGAAUAGGACCCAAGAUGGUAUCUCUAAGCUCUGGACUUUGUUGAAAAGGUUGAGAAAGUAUUACACUAAUUUGAAGUCCUCCUGCUCCCAAGGCACCCUCCUCAUUAGCACCCCAUUUGUAGCUAGUUCUCUUCAGCUUUGAAUGCUGAAGCUUUGAAGUGAGAAGGAGAGAAACUGAAGCAUGUCACCUGUCAGUGUUUGUCUUCUAGACAGUCAUCAUUGCUGUCUGGUCUCAGCCCUCUAUCCUGGAAGAGCAAUGCUGUACAGGAAAAGGUGUACAGGGAAAAUUAGUAGGAGUUACUCUGCACCUUUAACAGAAAUCCCACCUUUUUUGAGAGAGGGCAAUUUUUUUUCUUUUUUUUCUUUUUCUAUUUUUUUUUUUUGGCUAUAGUGCACUCA